AUGGGAUCCAUGAAAGCUGCAAGAACUCAGAAGGACAGACUGAAGCUGAACUAUCUGCAGAUCAGGAACCGCUGUGCCUUCCAGCAGAAGGAAGUUGUUACAGUAACUGAAGAGUGUAGAAAAGUGGUGAAGCAACGGGGUCCGUGUCCCAGCGGGUCGCCGAGCUGCACGAGGAUCACGUACCGCUGGUCCACGCAGCCCACCCUCUGCCAGAAGGAGAAGGUGCUCACUGCUCUGGUGUGGCGCUGCUGUCCAGGGCGGGGAGGUCCAAACUGUGAGGAAGAAGUCUCUGGUCUUCAGACGGACUCCAGUGGAUCAGAACCUGAAGGAACCAAGGUCCAGUUUCCAGGCGACCAGGUUGGACUUCAGCUGCAGCAGCAUGGCGACCCGAACCGGGAGCAGAGCGACUACCAGACCUCCUUCAGAGCUCCUCAGAGCUCCGCCCACCCAGACUCAGGACACGCCCCCACCCACCAUCACCUUCCUAUUUACCGUCAUCAUCAUCUUCAUCAUCAAGGGCAGAACCAACCGCCGUCCAUGGAGCCCACUCAGGUCACAGAUGACAGAGUUCCGCGGCAGCCAGACUUCUCCGUCCAAACCGUGAUGGUUCUGGUCGUAUCGCAGCUGCAGCCCAUCCUGCAGGGCUUCAACCGCUCCCUGGAGCUCCUCCAGCAGCAGGUGGGGGCGCUGGUUCAGGAUGUGUCCGAGCUGAAGAGCGGCGGGCUGGAGGCUGACCAGCAGGGGGUCUCAGAGGCGGAGCUGGACUCCAAACUGGACGCGGUGUUUCGACAGAUCGGAGACGUCCGCCGGCAGGUGGAAGAGCAGCGCAGCAACAUGGAGAAGGAGCAGGAGGAGCGGCUCCACAGCCUCAGCUCCCUUAAGGUGGAGGUGGAUCAGGUGCAGGUCAGCCUGCAGGCCAUGAACGCAUCACUGUCUGGAACUGAGCUGGAUCUGAUCCCAGAGGAGCAGGCGGAGGCGCAGCUCCACCCGCAGCAGCCUGCAGACAACACGGCGCUGUGGGACGCCAUCACACGCCUGGACAGGAUGGUGAUCAACAACACGGUGAAGGUGGAUGAGCUGAUGGAGGAGGUGGAGGCGUCUUCAGCUCAGGAGCUGGAGACGCAGCUGAAGGAUCUGGAGAAGCUGAUCAACCAGACGGCCCGGAAAAGCCAGAUUCUGUUCAUGGAGACGGGUCUGGAGGUGGAGCAGUCCAAGGUGUCGGUGCUGCGGCGGGUGGAGGAGCUGGCGGGGAACCUGACGCUCCAGCAGCAGCAGCUGAAGGAGAACAGCGAGGAUGUGGACUUCCUGUACACCGACCUGCACAACCUGUCCAUUCGCUGCAACUUUGACGGCCUGAAGGCCACUUUGACGCACCUGGAGAGGGGCGUGGCCAAUGUCACCCAGCUGGCCAAUGAGAACAGAUUAGCCCUGGAAGAGAACAGCCAGGUGGGCGGGGCCAUGUGGGACUCAGCCAGUGACUGGGAGCCGGCUGUGGAGGCGCUGCAGAGGGGUCUGCAACAGGUGGCGGAGUCCAUGGCUUCAGAGCAGAACAGAACCAGGAUUCUGGACCGGAGCCUGACCCACCUCAGCAGCUCAGUCUCUGCUCUGCAGGAGGGGGACGUCCAGCGGGACAACCAGGUGAAGACGCUGUCCGUGUCCUUCCGCUCGCUGCUGCAGGACGCCAUCCGGCACAGCGACGUGCUGCAGCUGCUGCUGGGGGAGGAGGUCCUGGAGUUCUUGGAGUGGCCCAUCCAGGACCAGGAGGCCCACUCCAUCCCGGCCCUGAAGGAGCAGAUCAGGGAGCUGCAGGAGCAGCUGAGGAGCAAGAAGGAGGCGAAGGAGAAGCAGGACAAAGGAGCAGGAAGCCCAGAGGAGGUGCCCUCUGCUGACCAGCCCCCCUCCCAGCCUCUCUGGCCCCCCGGUGGCUCCAGCAGGAAUAGCGGCGGCCCUCCAGUCAGGGAGAACCAGCUCCUCCUGCUGCACCCGCACGCCGGAGACGGCAGCGACCUGUGGAACCUGGAGAAGAACGUGGAGCAGCUGGAGCAGAGGCUGGUCCGUCUGGAGGAGAGGCCCUGCUCCUGCAACAACACCCCCGCUGAGAGAGGGACGCCCCCUGCAGGGCGGGAUGUGCAGCUGCAGAAGGACGUGGAGCUGCUGAAGCGCGGCUUGGAGGAGCAUCUGAGGGUCUUCAAAAACGUUUUCAGCAAGGCGGACGUGCUGGCGGCGUCCGAGGACACGGUGGAGCUGGACAGGCUGUGGGAGCUGAUGAAGAGGAAGGACAAGAAGCGAGGAGGAAGAGGGAAGAGUGGAGGAGGAGGUCAUCGCAGAGAGAGGAGGGCAGCAGGUGUGCCUUUCCCAUCCAGCCAAUCAGACGUCUCCCUGCUGUUUGUGGGCGGGGCCCCUCGAGGCGCUGCAGAUGGAGGCAUUUCGUUUGAACCGUCUCUGAACAUGGAUCACUGUUACUCCGACUCUGGGGUCUUCUCUGCUCCUGUGGAUGGUCUCUACCUGUUUAUUCUGACCUCUGACCUCAGGCCAGGCUCCACCCAUGUGGUGCUGAGGCGGGUGGAGGAAAGGGGCGGGGCUCUGGUGUCUCUGCGGCAGCAGGAAGUGAAGGAGGCGGGGCCUGUGAGCAGCCUGGGCCUCCUGCAGCUCAGACAGGGGGAGAAAGUGAAGCUGGAGGCGACUGGGGAGUGGGCGGAGUCACAGAGCAACCUGCUCGCUGUGCUGCUGCUACAACAGACCACCUGAGGGCGCUCUGAGCCAAUCGGCUGAAGGGAGGGGCGGAGCCUCAAGUGAUGUUUGCACCUUAGAAACUGCAGAGCAGACCUAAGGUCUGAAUGUUUGGAUCUCAGAAACAUUAACGUCCAAAGAUAGAACCGCUGACAGGACUUCACCAGAACCUGCUGGUCCAAACCGGGCUGAUAGCAGAACACAAAGGCAGGCUGGGUCAUUUAGCUACAGUCAGUUCUGCUAACGGCCUAUAGGGGGCACUAAACCUGGAAGCUACUCGUCUAGCGCCCCUAGUGGCCAACAGUAACUCAGUGCCGCUUUUAUUUUCUGCUUUUUUUUGCUUCCUGCUGUUAAAAAUAAUUAAAUGCAAAUUAAACUCUGUAAAUGUUUGACUAUAUAUUCAGUAUUAAUGAUGUUAUGUUUAUUAAAUACUGC
Messenger RNA from Cyprinodon variegatus (sheepshead minnow), 3165 nucleotides. It is a transcript of the gene mmrn2a, whose product is annotated as multimerin 2. Bases 1 to 2748 code for a protein of 915 amino acids. Gene Ontology annotation, molecular function: protein binding. Lineage: Eukaryota; Metazoa; Chordata; Actinopteri; Cyprinodontiformes; Cyprinodontidae. The record is from RefSeq and is a predicted model, not a curated record. The transcript has 11 exons.